Rana temporaria (common frog) is the source of this 309-nucleotide messenger RNA. Its product is annotated as F-actin-capping protein subunit beta-like. Gene Ontology annotation, cellular component: cytoplasm; F-actin capping protein complex. The annotation marks the transcript as partial. The record is from RefSeq and is a predicted model, not a curated record. Gene Ontology annotation, biological process: actin cytoskeleton organization; barbed-end actin filament capping; regulation of lamellipodium assembly. NCBI's taxonomy places the organism in Eukaryota, Metazoa, Chordata, Amphibia, Anura, Ranidae. Gene Ontology annotation, molecular function: actin filament binding. The transcript has 2 exons.
UAUGGCCGCCGAUUGACUUUGACCUCUGAUGAUGAGAUAUGUAACGGUUUUGAUUUUUUUUUUAUCUUGCAGAGUGACCAGCAGCUGGACUGUGCCUUGGAUUUGAUGAGGCGACUCCCUCCCCAACAGAUCGAGAAGAACCUCAGCGACCUCAUUGAUCUGGUACCCAAUCUGUGUGAAGACCUCCUGUCCUCCGUGGAUCAGCCUCUAAAGAUCGCUCGGGACAAGGUGGUGGGAAAGGACUACUUACUGUGCGACUACAACAGAGAUGGCGAUUCCUACAGGUAACAUUUCUCUAUUGUGUGUACA